This is a messenger RNA of Chilo suppressalis (striped riceborer), 4734 nucleotides long. NCBI's taxonomy places the organism in Eukaryota, Metazoa, Arthropoda, Insecta, Lepidoptera, Crambidae. The record is from the annotation of a GenBank genome assembly.
ACUUCACUGACAUUUGUCAAAAAAAAAAACCACCGGUGAUCUGCUUUGCGUUUUUCCUAUAAUUAUAUGAAAAUUACGAAGGUAGUCUUUAUUAUUCGCAAGUUAUAAUAUUACAAAUUAUCAAUAAUGAGCAGAGAAGUGGACGUGAAGGCAUUAAUAUCACACAUUGUGCGUGGAGAUGGUGCGGAUAAAUGCAGAAUAUGCAUGGGAGAUACCUCUGAAGGCCAAGUCUACCUGGGAGAUACAGUUAUGAUGGAUGGAGAGAGGCCUGUCACCCUCGCUGAGUUGCUGGAAGUCAUCACAGGAGUGGAGGUGCCAGAAGUCGCAGAGCUACCGAACGGACUCUGCUCCACAUGCUCAGGUUCAGCAGUUGACGCAGCAAAUUUCUCCAUUCUAUGCCGACAAGCGAAUACCUGUUGGAACACAACGUUGAAACUCUUGAAUGACAUACCCUCUGCUAGUCUAUUGCCUGAUCUCAGUAAAGCAAUAUAUGCUAUACUGAAUGACAAUCAAAUUAAUUUAAUUUAUAAUUAUAAUGAUUCAAUAGUAGAAAAAGAUUCCCAAGGAAAGACAGGGAAACACAGAAGUAGAAAAAAUUGCAAAGCAAUGCUUUGUCAGUGCCCUAACUGUGAUAAAAAGUUCCGACAUCCUCAUGAGCUUUCACACCAUUUGAAAGAGUCCGGUGAUUACCAAAGAGCUUGUCAUAUCUGUGCAGGAAUAAUGUCUAGAGACAAACUAAUAGAUCACUUGAGAUUGACACAUGAGAUUACACCUUACGAUUGUAAAAAGUGCCCAGCUUUGUUCCACUCUCAGAUGAAAUAUAUUAGGCAUUUGAAGGAAGCUCACACAAGUGGAGCCUGCACAUGUGGUGAUUGUGGACGAACUUUUCAAUCUCAGUUCGGUUACCAUGCUCAUCAAUCUGUCCACUUGCUGAAGACUUGUCCUGCUUGCGAUAAACUGUUCCGCAACCAAAUGUGCUACAUACAUCACUCAAAGGUGUGCUGUAAACUAGAUAAAAUAAAAAGUGGAAGAAAUGGAACUAAACAUAAAGUCACAGUUAAAAACAAAUCCAGCUCGAAGAAAGUUAAGGUUGGUUUACGUGGAAGCGCUAAUAACGAAUGCAUCUGUGAUUACUGUGGAAAGAAAUUGUCCAGUAAAAAGUUCAUAAAAGCCCACAUACAACAUGUGCACAUGAAAAACACACAUAUGCCGUGUCCUUACUGUGGGAAGUCAUUGGCUGCUGCUCACAUGACUGAACAUAUUAAAACCCAUGAACUUGUGAGGUUAUAUAAAUGCGAGCAUUGUAACUUAGUACUUAAGAGUCGAUUAGGUUUCAUUCAACAUUUACGGUUGCAUACUGGUGAGAGGCCAUUUGCCUGCAAACAUUGUGGGGAGACAUUUUCAGCGUCUUCGAGAAGGUCGGAGCAUAUUCGCAAAGUCCACAAUGGAGGAAUUGAAUUAAAACAUGAAUGCAAGUUGUGUUCAUCCAAAUUUUCACUCCCGUUUCGGUUAAGGAGGCACAUGGCUGCAGUCCACAGUGAAGAAAGUGAGCAAUCUGUAUUUGAAUGCAAUGAAUGCCAUGAGAAGUUCAGCAGUUGUCGGGGCCUAAUCCAUCAUAGUAGAAAACACCAGAAAGACGCUGUGCCACAACCCAGGAGGAAGUUGAUGGAGACUUCGUCACAACUACCCUCAACGGUGUGCCAAGAGUGCGUAAAUACAGCCACGGUGACUGCACCUUUCAUUCAACUCUGCAAGAACGCUAACCAAAAAUGGACAGAAAUCUCGGACUGCCUGUUGAAGCUAGGCAAGACUGUACCGAGGACCGCAAAAAGCGCGUUCAUUUGCAUCAAAAAUGAUGCAAUUAAAGUCAUUGAUUUCAAAGACCGUAUAGUAAAUGUGAAAAAGGCACUUAAAGUAGCAAAAAAGACUCUUCUGAAGAACACAGCCCGCGAAAAAGGAAUCGACCGCUCUGUUUUGAAAUGCCCGGAGUGCGAAAAAGUGUAUCCCAGUAUUUACUUGCUUAACUUACACUUAAAAGAUAUAGAUAAAAAGAUUUGCUUCUACUGCAAACAAAUAGUCGACAUAAGUACAUUCGCAAAACAUGUUGCCGUACACGGCGCAACACUAUUCACCUGCGAUUUAUGUAAAUCUACGUUUAAGAGCAGAGCAAACUUCGAUAAACAUAAAUAUCGGUGCAGGCGAAAGGGGAAACACAAAUGCGUGGAUUGUUUCCAAUCUUUCACUAGCGCAGGAAAUUUGAUAACUCAUUACGCGUCUAAACAUAAUCCGAAAGUUUGUUCCGCGUGCAAUAAAAAGUUCGUUAGCAAAGUCUGCUUUAAAAACCACAAGGAGUACUGCACCGAAUCGAAGGCGAUCGGGGCUCAAUACAUAUGUGACUAUUGCUCGAAAAUUUACAGUUAUAAAAACGCGUUGAGGCUUCAUAUACGUUUCACGCACGUGGUCGGCUGGGAGUACCAGUGUGAGCAAUGCGGUAAGAAGUUCUCGAAUCCUGCGCAUUUGCGUGAACACGGUAACAAACACAACAGGGUGGACGACAGGUAUGUCUGCAGCAUCUGUGGUGCCAAGUAUAGUACGAGGCGAGGCUACGAACGUCAUCACAAGCGACAUUUCGAUGAAAAUGGGGAGAUCACCAAAGUGAUCACACCUUAUCGUUCAAAGAAGCGAGUGCUGAAAAUCGAGAAAUGCGUUUUAUGCAGCUACGUCACCAGCAACAGGAAAAGACUGGAAAAACACCUUAAUGAACAGCAUAAUAUUGUGGCAUUGGAAUUACUUCGCCAAUAAGCGAGGGUUGUGUAAUUGUCUUGUGAGUGCCUUAUGGAUGCCAAAAAAUUUUAUGUUAGCAAGAAUUCGGACACUGUUAGUUAAUGUGUACUUAAUGAAUAUUCAAGCUGGAUGAGUGUCAUUUGUGCAAAAUGAACGGACUGAUUGAUGACGUGGUUUCAGGUGGAGUUUGAUGGGGGCUUGCCACAUGGACUGUGCCAAUCGUGCUCGGAAAGCGCCAUCGCCGCCAUAAACUUCAGACAACUCUGCAAGGAAUCGGUCAGCCAGUGGACGCACGUGACAUCCUUUAUGGAUGACGUUAAGCCACCGUCGGACGAAGAUAAAAUAUAUUACGUAUAUUACAACACUGAGAACGUAACAAAAGGGGCGAUGGUGAAAGUAAUAAAGAAGGAGAACGCUUUAGUGCGUUUCGAUUUGGAAUCCGAUCACGAGUCUGACAAUCACUUCUCCGACACAGAACGAGAGUUACCAUUACCGAGGCCAAUAAAGGUGCCUCGAUCAUCGUUCCCGUGGCAAUGUCCCGAUUGUGACAAGAAGUUUACCAGUUCUCUUCAUUUGAACACCCAUUUGAAGAAUACUAAAAAAAGAGCGUGUGACAUAUGUGCACGAAUUAUACCCAAAUCCAAGUUUCCGAUGCAUUUGUUCAAAACCCACAAGAGGAUCCUAUACUAUUGUGAGAGUUGCUUCCAGAUAUUUGAGGACCAAUGUUCCUUGAGCUUGCACAAGGAAAAAUAUCACGGAAAGGGUUCACGUCAGUGUAAAGUUUGUGGAAAGGGUUUCGCUAAUGAGAGAGCACUCUGCGCGCACAUGUACAGCCACUCGUUGUUCUUCUGCGGUGCUUGCGGCCGAAAUUUCGAGAACAGAAAUUGCUUCAUGUACCACCAACGCCAGUGCGAAUCCACCGCGCCCAAUUCGGUGUCGAACGAAUACAUAUGCGACCACUGCGGCAACUCUUACACAAAAAAACCGUCCCUACGGAUUCACAUAAUACAGAAGCAUUUGAAUAUUCUGCCGUACGUGUGCGAGACUUGCGGCAAACGCACGUCAACGAUAGCGCAUUUACGAUCGCACGAAAAAGUACACACAGUCGAAAGGAAGAUAUUCCAGUGCCACUGCGGCGCUAAAAUGAGGACUGAGUUAGGUUUUCAAUUGCACACGCGGAUUCAUACCGGUGAGAAGCCUUACGAGUGUAGCGAGUGCGGGGACAAAUUUCUAUCGGCUUCUAGAAGAUUGGACCAUAUCAAACGCAGACACAGGCCCGCUAAAGACAUGCCUCACGGCUGCGAGGAGUGUUCAGCUCGAUUCGUCAGACCAUUCGAGUUGAGAAAGCACUAUGUAUCUGUCCAUAUGAGCAAAAAGAACGCGAUGCUCGGCAGUUAAAGGUAUACAUUUCAAGUAGAUAGAUAGUAGAAGAAAGAUAAUUAUGUUUUUUUUUUAAAAUCUAUUGAGUUUUGCACACCAAAAUGAAAAGAAAAAUGAAAAUUUUAUUUUUGUACCAAAAAAGGGGGUUACAAGGAGUGAUUGUCGCUUUCCAUUAAGUGCAAAUUGUUGGAUCUCGUGCAAUCAAAAGCCGUUAGUUGAAAAUUACCAUUCAACAUUUUUUAUUUGUACACUGGCCUUCGUCAAUGAAAGCUAUAAAUUAUGUAAAAAAGUCAUCUACCAAGUUAAAAGCUACAUAUUGUUAUUGUCAAUUUAGGCGUUGAGCAGACGACGGGGCGGGGCGGGCAUUUUGUCCGCGAAGCAAUAAAGACCGCGUCUGCCCGUCGAUGUCUGCGGCUGCCCGCGCCGCGUACACAAAACACACGACGGGCAGAGGCGGUCAUUUCAGGACAUUCGUUCUAGUGAAUAGUCCAUCACUAAUAAGCGCGUGGCGCGGACUGAGCUGACCGCCCCGCGCCGCCGUCUGCGUUACUGCAUAUAAACUGGUUUGUA